UGAUAAACUUCAGACGCAUGAAAUUUAUGUUCAAUCUCCAAAAAAAAAUAUAUAAACUCCAGCGAGUAGCUCAUCCCAAAUUCCAAUAGUAGUCCAGCUGAAGCGCCAUCUCAUUCCCUCCAAUUUAAAAAAAAAAGUCGGGGGAGCAUUAGGUGGCCCGUUACGUGGAGUGAAGAAGCUAAUCAAUCUAAUGAUUUCGAGGUUCACAGCAGCAAACUGAUGAUUGGGCCUUAUCCGUAGUGGUUGAAUCUUAAGAUAUUCAGAGCUUGGGCUUCACAAUGGCUACAUUGUUUUCACCACUAGUCUCGUUCACAUGUCAGCACUCCAGGUCUCAUCUGGUACUUCCCAUGAGACGGAGGCGGAUGCAGACGCAGGGCAAGAAGACAAUCACCUUCCGAAUUAAUUGCAAUUGCAGGUCUAUCAACUCCACAAUCUCUCAGGAACAAAAGGGAUUAAAGAGUUUCAAUUUAAGAUUUCAUGUGCCAAUUCUUUCUUGUGACAUAGACAACUUAAAAAGAGUGUUUUCUAUAGUUCUGAUUUUACUUCAAACAGCAACCCCAUUUCCUUUGAAUGAUAUCGGAAAAUGGUUUAUUUCCCCUGCAAAUGCGGUGCUUUACUCACCCAAUACAAAGGUUCCUCGAACUGGAGAAGUUGCACUUAGAAGAGCUAUUCCUGCGAAUCCAAUCAUGAAAAGCAUGCAGGACUCUUUGGAGGACAUCUUCUACUUGCUAAGAUUCCCUCAACGAAAACCAUAUGGUACAAUGGAAGGAGAUGUAAAAAAUGCUCUUCAGAUAGCAACGAAGGAGCAAGAACUCAUUGUAGGUUCUAUACCAUUGAAUAUGAAAGAAAAGGGAUUAGAACUAUACAACUACCUUAUUAAUGGCGAGGGAGGACUUCAAUCUCUAGUUGAAUCUAUAAAGGCAAAAGAUCCAGAUAAGGUGUCUAAAAAUCUUUCCUCUUCACUGGAAACAAUUGCGCAGUUGGAACUCUUACAGGUUCCAGAUUUGCCAUAUUUGCUACCUCAACAAUAUCAAGAUUAUCCAAGGUUGACUGGAAGGGCCAUUGUAGAGUUUACAGUGGAGAAGGCUGACAAUUUGAUGUUUUCUAUGUCAACUAAUGGUGGAAAUGGAAAAACAGCUACCAUCAAGGUUGUUCUUGAUGGAUAUUCGGCUCCUCUCACAGCAGGGAACUUUGCAAAACUGGUGAUAGAUGGGGCAUAUGAUGGAGUUAAGUUGAAAUCUACUGAACAAGCAAUACUAUCAGACACUGAACGCAAUGGAGUUGGUUUUAGCUUACCCAUAGAGAUAAUGCCUGCUGGUGGAUUUGAACCCUUCUAUAGGACGACAUUAAAUGUCCAGUUCAAAAUAAGUCGGUCAUUCUCCUGA
Molecule: messenger RNA, 1385 nt
Organism: Cryptomeria japonica (Japanese cedar)
Lineage: Eukaryota; Viridiplantae; Streptophyta; Pinopsida; Cupressales; Cupressaceae
Product: peptidyl-prolyl cis-trans isomerase CYP37, chloroplastic
Exons: 10
Coding region: 279-1385 (368 amino acids)
Source: RefSeq, a predicted model, not a curated record